AUGGCUGGAACCAGUCCUGUGCUGAAAUGGGGCAGCAUCUUCCUCCUCACGUCCAUUGGAUACCUUACCCUCAAACUUUACCAGCAGCGGGUCUUUUUUUGGCGGACGGUCAAAAGUACAACCUCGUGGCCGACGCUACCUGAUCACUCAUGGCUACUCGGUAAUCUCAUCGCCGUGGGCAAAAUCAUGGCCAAGUAUCCUAAAGAUGCCCACGGCCAAUUGAUGCCAGAUUUCCUUGCUCGAGACUACCCUGAAGUUGUGGAGCUGGGUCUAUGUUACAUCGAUCUGUGGCCCAUCUCAUGGCCCAUGCUUGCCACCUUUCAUCCUGAUAUCUUCUGUCCUGUCUGGAAAAAAUGGCGAGCGACCUUUAAUCCCGGAUUUUCGACACAAGACAUCACUGCCCUUGUGCCUGAGUUCAUUGAAAAGGUAUUGAUUUGGAAGAGAUACCUGCAAGAGAUUGCUAAAAAUGGACGUAUUGUCCCACUUGAAGAUUGUGUCAUGAAGGCUACUUGCGAUAUCAUCGGUCGUUCUGUCUUGGGUAUAAGUCUGGGCCCUGAAACAGGCGUUGACGAUAAGAUAUUCCCGACACUCAAAAGUGCAAUCUCACUACUCGCCACGGGCUGGUCGCCACAUCAAUGGGGUAGACUUCUGAAUCCUUUCCGCCACUCUCGUCUCUCGUCUCUAAACCGCCAACUUCGCAGUCAACUGCAGCCACUGGUAGAAGCUCAACUUCAAAAUCACGAGCGCAACGAAGGUCCAAAGACGGUGAAUGGUCUCGCCAUUAGAACGUAUUUGAAGGAACAUGGCUCGGGAAGCACUUCAAGUGGCACCAUUGACAUAGAAUUUCUGGAUGUCACCAUUGAGAACCUGAAGAUCUUUCUCUUUGUUGGCCAUGACACCACUGCAUCCACUCUCUGA
Messenger RNA from Fusarium verticillioides 7600, 918 nucleotides. RefSeq lists its product as hypothetical. Lineage: Eukaryota; Fungi; Ascomycota; Sordariomycetes; Hypocreales; Nectriaceae. Gene Ontology annotation, molecular function: monooxygenase activity; iron ion binding; heme binding. The record is from RefSeq and is a predicted model, not a curated record. Bases 1 to 918 code for a protein of 305 amino acids. The transcript is spliced from 3 exons.